AGAAGAGAUACCGCGAUUUCGAUCAUUGUUGAAAAUCAGCACAACCAACGAACGAAGAACAGAUACCAAUGUCGGAAAAUCAACAGGAUCAAUCCCUCAAACCCGUAGUGGUAGAGCACAGGAGAGUAGUAAUACAGAACAGCCAUGGUGAAAAUCUUGUUGGGAUAUUACACGAAACCGGGUCCCGUGAGCUUGUCGUUAUAUGCCACGGAUUUCGAUCUACAAAGGAACGUAUUCCUAUGGCGAACCUUGCUUUUGCUUUCGAAAGAGAAAAAAUUAGUGCUUUCCGCUUCGACUUUGCUGGUAAUGGGGAGAGUGAAGGUUCGUUUCAAUACGGGAAUUAUUCUAGAGAAGCUGAAGAUAUACGUGCUGUAGUCGAGCACUUUAAGAGUGAGCAACGUUUGUUAACAGCAAUUAUUGGGCAUAGUAAAGGAGGGAAUGCUGUGCUUAUGUAUGCAUCAAGGUACAAUGACGUACGAACAAUUGUUAAUAUCGCGGGGCGUUUUGAUUUGAAGAGAGGGAUUGAAGGUCGUUUGGGUAAAAACUUUCAAGAAAAAAUUGAGCAAUUCGGUUUUAUCGAUGUGGAAAACAGAAGAGGAGAAAUCGAGUAUCGAGUAACUAAAGAGAGUUUGGUUGACCGUCUGGCAACAGAUACUCGUUUAGCAUGCCAAAAGAUCCCUCUAUACUGCAGGGUGUUGACGAUCCACGGUACGGUUGAUGAAUUUGUACCGGUGGAAGAUGCAAACGAGUUCGCCAAGUAUGUACCUAAUCACAAUUUGUGUAUAGUUGAAGGAGCUGAUCAUGAGUACACAAAGUAUCAAUCUUUGUUGUGUUCAAUUGUGCUGAAUUUUGUGAAGACGGGUAUAUCUAAAGACGAGUCGUCGCCCUCGUGUACAAAGAAAAAGAAUAUCGAUUCCCGCCUCUAACUCUUUUUCAAUUUUCGAAUAUUAGAUUGAUGCAUACAUUGCAGACUAUUUAUUUAUCUUAUAUAAAAAUUACACAAUUGCUUGUAAAUGUAUAAAAUCAAUAGAGCCUCAAAUUUUUGGUCC
Molecule: messenger RNA, 1049 nt
Organism: Erythranthe guttata (spotted monkey flower)
Lineage: Eukaryota; Viridiplantae; Streptophyta; Magnoliopsida; Lamiales; Phrymaceae
Source: RefSeq, a predicted model, not a curated record